Messenger RNA from Limulus polyphemus (Atlantic horseshoe crab), 2071 nucleotides. RefSeq lists its product as uncharacterized. The transcript is spliced from 8 exons. NCBI's taxonomy places the organism in Eukaryota, Metazoa, Arthropoda, Merostomata, Xiphosura, Limulidae. The annotation marks the transcript as partial. The record is from RefSeq and is a predicted model, not a curated record.
GGAUCGGACAGCAGCUCGGACCUCUUUACCACUGUUAAAAGAGAAUUGCCACCAAGUCUAAGAAACAGUGGUAACAUCCUCUCUGAUAAGAUUAGAGGUGAGAGUCUCACCUCUCCUCUGCCCAGCUAUCCUCCUUUCCAGAAUGGACCUAUAAAAGAUGAGCCAGUGACUUCACGUUCUCCAGAAGUGGUUUUAAGCUCUACUACAGGACUACCCCCUAAUACUGUAUGUGCGAGCACCCAAGGACUGUCUUGCCCCACUCUUCAGGUAACAAUAAGUGGUUCAAGGGAUUCUUUAACCACGUGUGUUAGUUCAGCAAUCUCUGCAGUGUCGGCUACCUCAGCAAAUAGUUUUUCAGGACUCAGAGAAAAUUGUCCUCCUCGCCUCUCGCCCGUCAACUCCGGAAGCCUUUUAAAUGUUAACAGUAUCUCUCAGAUUGGAUCUUCAAUUGCCAACAGUCAUUCUGGUGGAAGUAAGAAGAAUAGUGUUCGGCUUCCUCCGCCAAAUCAUACAGCCAAGUCACUGCCAUUACUUGCUGCACACCUAAGUCAGACCUCUCCACACAGUAAGAAUAUUUGUGCCACCAUAAAUGGUGUGAAAACAAGUUCAAUUUCUAAUAGUGACCUAAAGGGUGGACCAGCACUCCCUAAAACUUCUGUACCUGCUUCAUCACUGUUUCCUUUCUCUUUUCCAUCAUCACACAUCUCGCACGAACUGUCACCGUCCAUCUCAACCCAACAAACGACAAAUACCCCUCAUUCCGUAUCCUCGACUUCACCGUCUUAUUCCUCUCUUCUGUCUCAUAGUCCUUCCAAUUUGGGCAUUUCUCGAUCCACCUCUUCAGUUUGUCAUAGCAGUCUCUCUAAUCACCACUUAGGUGGACGAGGUUUAAGCCCAAGUCUUACACCGAGCAAUCCUCAUCCAAAGACACCUACCCUAACAGUCAGUAGGGAUAGCCACAGCAAUAGCAGUUUGUCCAGUCUUAGCCAGUUGAGCCACUCUCAGCAUAGUAACAACAGCAAGGAGAGUGCUAGAGAAGGUAACAGCUGCAACAGCUCAAGAGGUAACACUCCAGCUCUGAGUGGAUCCUCAGCUCUGGGAGGACACGGUCCCAGCAGCUCGAACAACACUCCCUGUUGCACCUACGCCACUGCUACUUAUGGAAGCAGUGGACUGACUAGUCUUGUAUUUACCAAGUCUCACUCUUGGGGGAGCUCAAACACCAAUCCAGUUCUUGGUAGUACUAAUGGGCCUGCCUUGACUGGAACAAGUGCAAGUUCUAAUUCCAUCCCAUUGCCUCCAUCACUCCAUAAUAGCCACCAUUCAUCUCCAUUUGGUAGCCUUCCAGGCCAUCCAACACUACAUCCAGCAAUGUUUGGUCCAGCUCUGCAUCCAGCAGUUUCUCUACCGACAUCAAGUUCUUUGGGAGCCUCAGCUGGACCUUCUCCGUUUGUUACAGGAGAAGCUAUGUUUCCACAACCAAAUCCAGACUUCCUACGUCGAGAGCUGGACACAAGAUUUUUGGUAUCGCAUGAACGAACCCUUGGGAUUCAUCCACCACCACUUCACCAGCACCAGCAUCAACACAACCAUCUGCACCAUCAACAUAGCCCUUUCUUACCUCCACCUCAUCUGGGUAGUUCUAUGGUGCCUCCUCAGCCACCUACUGCCCAUUUGUACGACAAGUAUCCCAAACUGGAAGGCCCUUUGUACAGCAGGAACACGUUCGGACUACCAGGCUAUGCUGGCAUGUCUCCAAUCCUUAGUGGUGGUGCCACUCUCUUUGCUCCUCCUGCUCAUAUACCUGGCUUUCAGCCCAAGAUGAAUCCCCUUGUUAAGACCAAGAACAUGAAAUCUGGACGAUGGUGUGCAAUGCAUAUACGGAUCGCCUGGGAAAUCUACCACCAUCAACAAAAACAACAGCAACAGUCUGAGGUCCACAAACCAGGGGCAACAGCGUCUGCAUCAAAUAAAACUCCCACUGACCCCCUGCGGCCCCCUGUACACUUGCUACCACACUCAGUGCCUAGGCCCCAUGACUUUCACAUGUCAUUACUGCUGAAUGCAGCAG